Molecule: messenger RNA, 2701 nt
Organism: Perca fluviatilis (European perch)
Lineage: Eukaryota; Metazoa; Chordata; Actinopteri; Perciformes; Percidae
Product: transmembrane protein 121
Exons: 2
Coding region: 1186-2136 (316 amino acids)
Source: RefSeq, a predicted model, not a curated record
UGGUCUGCUGAGCGUCACCUCCACACAGCAAGUGCCUUUACUUGAGCAGGAGAGGGAGAAGGAAGAGGAGGGUAGCUGCCAGAGAGCUCAUCCCAGGAGUGUGUCUGAGCGAACCAAAGGAGCAUCUCUGUGACUUCGCAGGGAGGACUGAGAAGUGCACAGAGGGAGGCAGCGUUGGGAGUAUCACAGUGCUGGUGGUGUUGGCAGAACAUGCUGAGUGGAGACAAGGGAAUCCACUGGCGCUGUUGAUCCUGGUGUCCCUGGCAAAAGCUGCUUGAGCAGGAGACUGAAAAAGGCGCAGCAGCCAGGAUCUCGCCAGGGGGGCAGCAUUUUACAGCGACAACGAAGCGUGGAGACAGCUGAAACCUACACACACACACACACGCUGGAGAACACACAUGCAUUUUAAAGAUUCACUACAACCCCUGUCCUUCUGAAGCACACAAACUUACAAAUUGCUACAUUUUCUCGUCCAUGGAUGCUGGAUGAUGGAGACAAAAACUUCUGGAGAGGAAAUUCUCUUUUAAUAAGGACUUACUGCAGAGAUUUUCCCACUAAGAAUAACUUUCUCUUUUGGGAGGGGGGGAGUUGGGAGGUUUAAACCGUCUAUCUAAGCACAAAACAAAAUAACCUCUAUUCUUAGUUGCGGAAAUUGAGAGCGGUCUUUGUGACCGUUGAGAUUCCUCCUCCUGAUUCAGUCUGAGCAGUAAGUGGAUUAUGACAGCAACAUUUUGGGAUUUCUCUUUUGCUUGAAAAAAAAAAAGAAGAGAAUAUAUCCAUGACUGGUGGAUUUACGUCUGUGAUAGAAGGAGAGGAUCCCGUGCGUUUUCUCCUCUCUUCUCCUGUGGAUUACAGAUGGGCUUUGUGAUCUCUCAGUGCCGUCUCAUGGAUGAUCGCUCACUGCCAGUCAUUAGGAUAAAGUACAAAGAGGGAGACAAGUGGCUUGGGCACAAGCGGAGAUUGAUUGAAGUGAUCUGUGUGAAUCCUAUUAAUGCACCCUGGACUCUGGCCAAGGCAGAAGCAAUGGAGGGGAACACCGCUGUCUAGCAGCACUAUCUGAUCUGCACCCUCACUGGACAAACUAAGCACCGUCUGCACUCUCUCUUCAACAACACUCCUCCUCCUCCUCCUCCUCCUCCUCCUCCUCCUCCUCCUCCUCCUCCUCCUCCUCUCAACCAGGCAAAGAUGGUACCUCCACCUCCCACCAACAAGCCCCACGUGUGCCUGUCCACCAUCCUGAUCAUGAGCAGCAUGGCACUGAUUGAUGCCUACCUGGUGGAGCAGAACCACGGGCCACGCAAGAUUGGCAUCUGCAUCAUGGUGAUGGUGGGAGACAUCUGCUUCCUAAUCGUCCUGCGUUACGUGGCGGUGUGGGUGGGUGCUGAGGUACGCACGGCUAAGCGAGGCUACGCCAUGAUCCUCUGGUUCCUUUACAUCUUUGUGCUGGAGAUCAAAGUCUACUUUGUGUAUCAAAACUACAAGGCGGACAGGAAGAGCCUGGACGCUCUCGCAAGGAAAGCGUUGACGUUGCUGCUGUCCGUUUGCAUACCAGUGCUGUUUGUGGUGCUGGUUGCUAUCGAUCAUAUGGAGUACGUUCGCGCCUUCAAGAAGCGCGAGGAGAUCCGCAAUCGUCUCUUCUGGGUGGUGGUGGACUUGCUGGACAUACUGGACAUCCAAGCCAACCUGUGGGAGCCUCAAAAGAAGGGGCUUCCUUUGUGGGCAGAGGGCCUGAUGUUCUUCUACUGCUACAUCCUGCUGCUCGUGCUGCCCUGCGUUUCCUUGAGCGAGAUCAGCAUGCAGGGCAUCAACAUCGUGCCCCACAAAAUGCUGCUGUACCCCAUCCUCAGCCUGGUGACCAUUAACAUCAUUACCCUCUUCAUCCGCGGGGGGAACAUGAUUCUGUACAGGGACGCCAGGGUAUCCGGGAUCCUGAUAGGAAAGAACAUCCUGGCCAUCAUCCUAAAGACCUGCAGCUUUGUGCAGUACAGGAGACAGUUGCAGAACGCUUCCCCUGCCUUCGGGGUAGAGCUGCAGAAAAACUCGGUGGCCCAUGCUCGCCCUGCCCCCAACCCUCCUCAAGUGGUCAUGCAAGACCAGACGCCCCUCCCCGAGGUAACCACGUGUGAGCACACAUGACAGAAUGUUGAGGUGAAUCCUGGAGAUGUCAAUGUGAAUAACCUCAGGAUGCUGGCAGGGCACAACGUUCCACCCCCUUUUAGGGCAUAUGAACACUCAUGUGAACACACAGGAGAUCCUGUUCUCCGCGGAUGCUUAAUGGCACACAGGACACUGCAGACAUUUAGCGAGGAUAUACAGUAGAGCAGUGCUGUAUCCAAAGCUGUCGUGGUGCAAAAUACAGCAUCAUUUGGGACUUUGUUAAAGCAUUUCCUUCAAUGAAUUCAGUGUAUUUUUUUCUAAUUGUACAAAAGAUUAAAAAAAAGGCAACUACUGCAAGAUUAGAGGAUAUAUUUUUGAAUUGUAUGUGUUGCAUUCUAAUCUUAAACUUAAAGGUCUGUGUGCUGUGGUGUGUAUUUCUGUUGCUCGAAUGUUCUUAGUAGUCGAGGGCUCGAACACGUCAAAGUCAGGAGGAGCAAAGUAAUGAAAAUAACAGUUAAAUCUUUCUCUUGAAAGAAGUGUGUUUUUUAUAUGUGAUUCUUUGAUAAAGUAUUGUGUACAAGAUAAAGGCUCUCGUGCUCUUUCA